This is a messenger RNA of Erythranthe guttata (spotted monkey flower), 2031 nucleotides long. Its product is annotated as DEA(D/H)-box RNA helicase family protein. NCBI's taxonomy places the organism in Eukaryota, Viridiplantae, Streptophyta, Magnoliopsida, Lamiales, Phrymaceae. Gene Ontology annotation, cellular component: cytosol. Gene Ontology annotation, molecular function: ATP binding; nucleic acid binding; RNA helicase activity. The record is from RefSeq and is a predicted model, not a curated record.
UCAUCCAAUUCCAAUUCAAGAGAAGAGAGAGAAAGAAAAAUAAUGAUAGUGCAGCGUUCAGCUUCGAUCUUGAGAACAUCAUUGUAUUAUCCCAAGGUUUUCUCACUCUUUGCCACCAACCAUUCCUUCUCUACUCUCACCAUUUCUCGCCGCCUCCGGACUCAUAAAAUCCGAGCCUUCGGAACAACCCCCGCCGCCGCCGCCGCCGCAAAUGGAAGCAACGCCGACACUUUCUUGGCGGAGGAAAGCGUUUCCUGGGCUUCACUUGGGGUUUCCGAUUCCGUUUCGCGCGCCCUCGGCAGCGUUGGGCUGCAUAGACCCUCCCUAAUCCAGGCGGCUUGUGUGCCGGCCAUUCUUGCAGGCGGUGAUGUGGUGGUUGCAGCCGAAACCGGAAGCGGUAAAACUCACGGAUACUUAGUCCCUCUUAUUCAUAGGUUAUUAUUAUCCACUACCCUCGAUUUGCCUGAAAGUGGUUCCGAUGAUUUUAAACAUAAGAAGCACCACCACGUUUCUCUUGUUUUCUGCCCUAAUGUAAUGCUCUGUGAACAAGUCGUUCGUAUGGCGAACUCCAUUUGUGAUACUUCUGGUCAGCCGCUUCUCAAAGCUGCCGCCAUUUGUGGCCGCCAGGAAAUGUUGGUCAAAGAACCGGACAUUAUAGUAUCGACACCAGUUGCGCUUCUGAACUACCUUUACGCAAACGACUCGGAAAAACGCGGGCGCACUGAUUUCAUACGUGGUGUCAAAUAUGUGGUUUUUGACGAAGCAGACUUGCUUCUAUGUGGGAGUUUUCAAAACCAAGUCGUCCGACUAAUAGACAUGCUCCGUUUCGACGAGAAACAGUUAGCUCGGUUGAAAAGUCCUGAUGCAGCGGGCCCCACAGAUGCUGCCGUGGAAGAUUCCGAUACUGAAGAGGAUUUUCAAGAAGAUUUCGUUCUUGAAGAGGUUGAAAACGCUGAGGACAUACCUGUUGAAGAAGAAUCCGAGGCUGAAGAAUCUGAAGUUGAAUCCGAGGUUGUUAGAGAAAAAAGAGAUUGGAGGAGGGUAAGAAAAAUAUACGCUCGAAGCAAGCAGUACAUUUUUGUCGCAGCCACUCUUCCAUUAAACGGAAAAAGAACAGCUGGCGGAACUUUAAAAAGAAUCUUUCCAGAUGCUAAAUGGAUUAGUGGAAAUUAUCUCCAUCGCCAAAAUCCAAGAUUAGAGCAAAAAUGGGUUCAAGUUUCGAUCGAUACACAGGUGGAUGCACUUAUAGAUGCUGUAAACAAUAACGGGCUUAAAUCUAAUUCUGGAGAAUUACGGACCAUGGUAUUUGCAAACACAGUUGAAGCAGCCGAAGCAGUUGCUAAUAUUUUGACGGGAGCUAAUAUAAGAUGUGUGAGGUACCACAGUAACAUUUCUCUGGAGGAGCGCACGGAGAAUCUAGUUGAUUUCCAACACAACGGCGGUGUUUUUGUCUGCACUGAUGCUGCUGCUCGUGGACUUGAUAUACCGAAUGUUUCGCACGUUAUCCAGGCGGAAUUUGCUAGUUCUGCUGUGGAUUUUCUUCACAGAGUUGGAAGAACAGCUAGGGCAGGACAACAUGGUCUUGUUACUAGCCUUUUUACGGAAUCGAAUCGGGAUCUCGUAGCUGCGGUUCGUCAGGCUGAAGAUCAGGGCUUAGCUGUGGAAAGUGCAUUUAGUAGAAAGAGAAGUUUCCGGAACAAACUUAAGAAGAAAGCUUUCAGCCAACGGGAAAGCUCAUCAUCAUCGGUUCCAAUGGCGGCAUAGAGCUACUCGGGGUGUUUAAGUAUUACCACUUCGCAACAGGUUUAUGCAAAACGGUCGUUUUUAGGAUAAACGUUUAAAUGUUUUUUGUAGUUGCACUUUUGAUAAAUGUCGAAUCAGAGAGCCUUCUACAAUCACUCACUUAAAUUACUGGAUAAACGUGUUUGGUUUUGUUAAAUUCUUUUAAGAAGAUGUUAUGUAUCAACAGGGUUUGUAUUAUGUGAACCAGGUCGAAGCCCCGACUAUGGGGUGUUUGCAAUUUUUUUGUAA